CCAAAGAUCAGCAAUUCUAUAAGAUCUCACUAUCGGACAGCUUGCAGUCUUAGGGCGCUAUCCUUAAAGUUGACAAUCAACGAAAGACAAACAAUUACAGCCAUGGCAUCAAGUAGCACGCUCCCUCUCACCAUGCGCGCCGCGCAAUGGCGCUCAAUCAAAGGCGGCAUCGACAAGAAUCUCACUUUCAUCACCGACGCUAAACUACCCAGAAAUAAAUCACCGCUUCCGAAAGGACAAACCCUAGUCAGGGUCGCAUACGCAUCAGUCAAUCAUCUUGACUACAAAAUUGCUGAAAUGCCCCUCACGAACUUCAUGUUCUCCAAACCCGUCACGCCUGGUCUUGACUUCUCUGGCACGAUAGUCUCCACGACACUGGACGAGUUUCAGCCUGGCCAGAAAGUAUUUGGAAGGACAGAGUUACCAACUGGUGGAACUCUUGCGGAGUAUGUUGUUGUUGGCAGCAAGGCAAUGGCAGCGUUACCGGAUGGUGUUGAGCUUAGAGAUGCGGCCUGUGUUGGGAUCUGUGGGACGACGGCUUUGCAAUGCAUGUCACCAUUCAUGAAGGCGGACGAUAGGGUCUUUAUUAAUGGUGGCAGUGGAGGGGUUGGUGUUUUCGCGAUUCAGGUUGCGAAAGCUUUAGGAUGUUCUCAUAUCACAGUCACUUGCUCCGCCUCCAACGCCGAGUUCUGCCGGAACCUUGGUGCCGAUGAGACUAUUGAUUACAAGUCCGAAGACCCGACUGAAGUGCUCAAAAAGAAAGAAGAUAAGUUCGAUUUCAUUCUCGACACGGUCUUCAAUGAUCCAGAUCUUUAUUGGCAGUCUCAUCAGUAUCUCAAACCCGAGGGGCAGUACGUCUGCGUCGGCCUGCCACCACGCUUUCAGACCUUCAAAGCCCUCCUCACGAUCAAUCUACUGCCGAGAUGUCUGGGUGGUGGGAAGCGAAAGUUCAAGUAUCACUCUGUGACGGCAAAUAGGAAGGAUUUUGGGCGGGUUGCGGAGUGGAUAAAGGAUGGGAAGGUGAAGGCUGUUAUUGGGGAGGAAUUUGGGUUGGAGGAUGCGGGAAGGGCUUAUGCCAGACUGAAAGAAGGUCGGACAAGAGGGAAGUUGGUCGUCCGUGUUGGAGGUGAAGUUGGUGCUAAUGGACAAGGCAUUGUUCAGGGAGGAUGAAGGCCAUGGAGUGACCUGACCAAGGUCAAUCAAGCUGGACCUUCGAGAGACAUAAUUUCUUGGGUAUGGCAGGAUGAUUAAUGACGGAAAGAUACUUCAAAGGGUUAUCAGCACUCGUAAUGGGAUCUCCAAUCCAGAUUGAACAAUAUUUAUUACUCAGGCGCCGAUGUCACUAGAAUUCACAGAGUUCACCUUUCAGGACAGUGAGGGCAAUAUAAGUGUCAGGAAUUAUCGAUGAGCAACACCUGACCCUCCGCAAGCUCCUAUUCGGACAAUGAAAAUGAACUCCAAGAAGCAUUCCCUUUCACUAUCAAGGGUGUGCUGGGCCCAUUAGAAGACCAACGGUUAUUUUCAGUCACCGGGGCUAUCGCAAUCUGAAAAGAUGCUGAAGAUUCCCGCUUCAAAUCUAUUGCUUGCUACAUGGGUCAAGAAGAAGUGCUUGAGGUUAAUGACACUAUUUCAGAAUCUCUGGCCUGAUUGCUAGACAAUCACUGUCCUAUGGACAUGCCAUGUCGAACCGUCGAUCAGCAAUGGAUGGAAGGUGAUAGCUAAGGAAGAUAGUGCUCAUUAGGUCAUCCUUCAUGGCAAUUAUCCAUCACGAUAUUGCCCUUUGGGUAGAAGGAUUUGUUAAGGUUGUAGAAGAAGGCUGCCACUUUAGGUAGUAGGUGCGACCCUCAUACCAGGAUCAAUACUUGACCCUAAGCGAGACUGAUACUUAGUCAAGUAUAGCCUAAGCUUGGGGAAUCUUUGUUGAGUGUAUUUCAGGAUACUCUUCUGAACUCUUAUGUGUUCUUGUUCCUUGGCGCCUCCCACAUGAGAUGAACUUGGUCUCUACCAAAUUCAACUAUAUGACCUAUUCUCAAUAAACGAAUU
This is a messenger RNA of Fusarium verticillioides 7600, 2043 nucleotides long. RefSeq lists its product as hypothetical. The coding region runs from base 103 to 1170 and encodes 355 amino acids. NCBI's taxonomy places the organism in Eukaryota, Fungi, Ascomycota, Sordariomycetes, Hypocreales, Nectriaceae. The record is from RefSeq and is a predicted model, not a curated record. The transcript has a single exon. Gene Ontology annotation, cellular component: mitochondrion. Gene Ontology annotation, molecular function: oxidoreductase activity.